AGACUUGAAAUUUUAGGUUAUAAAGUGAAUUUGAAUUGUUUAUUGUGAUUUUUCUAUUAAUUUUUGUCUGAUUAAUUUCUGUCUUAUUAUAUAAACAAUAAUUUUAGUUGGUUAAUAAGUUUUUUAUCUGAUAAUUUAAUUACUUACUCAUAAUAUUGGAAAAAUGGAGACAAUGGAAAUUGACCAAGAAGUAGCAAAAAGGCUUUUGGUUGAAGGUUGUACAUUUGUUUGUACCGGUGUCCCAGAAGGAACUCAAUUUGGAAUUGAUAUGAAAUCAUGGACUGUUGGCGAAAAAUUCAAAGGUGUAAAAAUGAUACCUCCUGGUCUACAUUUCAUUUACAUCAAUGCAACAAACGAGCACAAUGAUUAUGCUCCCAGAAUCGGAUUCAUUCACAACUUUAAACCAAAAGAGAUGCUUGUAAAGAAGUGGGAUUCUGAGAAAGAAGACAUUAGCGAUGAAGUUGUUUCUGAUGAGGAAGUCGCAAGAUUCAAAUACAACUUGAAGGAAUUGGAUAAAUUUCUAGGGGUUUAUCCUUACGAUGUUUAUAAGAGGUGGACAAAGCUAACAAAUGAAUUGAAAGACGAAGUAGUAUCGCGGCUGACGCCGAAAUGCGGCAAACUGCGUUCGGCGCUGGAGUUGACCGCCAGCGACCCUGGCGACGCGCGGCCGAAGCAGCGGCGGUCGCUGAGCCGCUACACGACACAGGAGGAGCGGGAGGAACAGCUGUUGCCGCAUCUGCAGGCGACACCCGGAACGGCCUUUCGCUACUCGCGGUUUCCGGACCGCAGUCAUCCCGAAGGUGCCUCGCCGGCUGAGAUCACGCGCCACUCUAUGGACAAGACCUACACACUUGACGGCAUGAUCAGGGCGCAUUGCAACAAGCCAGAAGACUUGAUAGGCGAACUGCAGUUCUCGUUCGUGUGCUUCGUGAUCGGCUGGAGCCUCGAGUCGUUCGAACAGUGGCGACAGCUGGUCUCGCUGCUGUGUUCGUGCGAGGCAGCCGUCGAGAGGCGACACACGCUCUACGCACGCUUCCUCGAGGCACUUGAAGCACAACUCGACGAGGUGCCUGAGGAUUUCCUCGUCGACAUUGUCGCCUCCAACAACGUCGUGUACCGCAGUCUCAAGGACCUGUUUCGGACGAUCAACUCCUCGGACAAGAUCGACGGACGUCUGCAGAGCAAGGCUGAGCGCUUCCGGGGACGCUUGACGCAGAAGUUCCAGUGGGACUUUGGGGGGUUGGACUGUGAGGAUGACGAGGAUGCCCCCGUGGUUGUCACUCUGUAAGGCACUUUCUGCUUUCAUGGAACGUCGAAGGUCAAAAUUUAAAUUUAAAUUCAGUCAUUAUACAGAGUGAGUCUAAUAAUGUAGACUAAUGUAGAUAUAAUACUGUAACUCUCAAGAUAAGUUAUUGGUCG
Messenger RNA from Nilaparvata lugens (brown planthopper), 1419 nucleotides. RefSeq names its product protein AAR2 homolog. The transcript has 5 exons. NCBI's taxonomy places the organism in Eukaryota, Metazoa, Arthropoda, Insecta, Hemiptera, Delphacidae. The record is from RefSeq and is a predicted model, not a curated record. Gene Ontology annotation, biological process: spliceosomal tri-snRNP complex assembly. Bases 164 to 1288 code for a protein of 374 amino acids.